Cylicocyclus nassatus is the source of this 1527-nucleotide messenger RNA. Lineage: Eukaryota; Metazoa; Nematoda; Chromadorea; Rhabditida; Strongylidae. The record is from the annotation of a GenBank genome assembly.
AUGAGCAGACGCUUUGCCUGGAGGACACAGUACCCUCGGCUACUCGGCCGUGGAAUUCCUCCCAAGGCAAACGCCCGUCUCGACGACGUCGACAACUCCCCGGCGUGGGCGGGGUCGAGUCGAGUUUUUCCUGAUCUGCUCGAGAGCAUGAGCUCUGCCCGGGUGGAACUUUCGUCGACCAGCGUCGCUGUCGGAGCGAUCAUCGUCAAGAAGGAGGAACCGUCCAGCACCACUGGUCCUACACAUGCCGAAGGAGAAGAGAAUCAGCCUCAGAUAGAAGUAAUACCUUGUAAGGUAUGCGGUGACAAAUCAUCCGGUGUUCACUAUGGUGUAAUUACGUGCGAGGGAUGCAAAGGAUUUUUUCGAAGGAGUCAGUCAUCGGUCACGAAUUACCAAUGUCCGCGGCAGAAAAACUGUACAGUCGAUAGGGUGAAUCGCAAUCGCUGUCAAUACUGUCGAUUGAAAAAGUGUAUGGAAUUGGGUAUGAGCAGAGACGCCGUGAAAUUUGGACGGAUGAGCAAAAAACAACGAGAGAAGGUGCGGUUACAUAAACAAAUGCAAGAAGCCACUGGUAUACCUUACAUGUAUGGAGAGUACUCUCCUCCAUCACAACAGUCGAGCUACGUUGCUCCUGGGUACGAAACCGGUUUGUAUCCACACUACGCUCAAGGAGCAUAUGCUCAUGCUGUGGCCGCUGCACCCAUCAGUUAUCCAUCGCAUUCCUACGGCGUCGCACAACAAGGUACUGUCCCAGCCAGCAACGGUGGUUUUCCAUCACCGCAGCUCUCCUCGGCAGCUGAGGAGGAUACGGCGGCAAAAAUCGUGGCUGCCUUCGAAACUACGCAUACACAAAUGCGAAACUUGAAUCCAAAUCCGACGAUUGUGGACGUGAACAGAUUUGCCUCAAUAGACUUCCCAAAUCGAGUGGGUAUUUGGCGGCAAUUUGCUGCUGAUCUCACCACUGUCAUACAGGCCAUUAUCGAAUUUGCGAAAAUGAUUGAUGGGUUCAUGCGACUCGGACAAGAAGAACAGAUUCAUUUGUUGAAAGGUGGUGUUUUUGAACUGGCGAUUGUCGAGCUAUCAUCUCGCUAUUCGCCCGAAACUCAAACGUUAUCUAUGGAUAACAUUGUCCUGCCAUUACACAAUCUCAACAUCACAGAUCAGAUCGAGGUCCGUUUCGUGCAGGAAUUCCACCAGUGUCUGCACGAUUUGGCAGUGUGCCAGUUGACCUCAUCCGAGGUUGCUUUGCUUUGCGCAGUUUUGCUUCUGGAACCAGCAUCUACUGAACAAGCCACUUGCGAACGUCUUCGCACCGUUCUGGCGCAGUCGUUGGCUGCCCGAGUCGGUGGUGACGCUCAAAGGGUCUGGGAUACGUUACCCAGAAUUCGAACGUGUCUUCCAACAUUCCAUGAAGAGCGUGCGUCGUUGACCGUUAGCACUGCCCGGAACCUAUGCACUGUCUUCUUCUUCUUCAAGAUAUCGAUUGUGUUGGCAUUUACGCCAUUUACACGGGUUGCUGUUACUUAG